This is a messenger RNA of Glycine soja, 2982 nucleotides long. Its product is annotated as pentatricopeptide repeat-containing protein At5g61800. The transcript has 2 exons. The record is from RefSeq and is a predicted model, not a curated record. Gene Ontology annotation, molecular function: RNA binding; protein binding. Bases 145 to 1635 code for a protein of 496 amino acids. Lineage: Eukaryota; Viridiplantae; Streptophyta; Magnoliopsida; Fabales; Fabaceae. Gene Ontology annotation, biological process: RNA modification.
UUAUAUAAAUGAUAAAGGAAAUAUUAAUUUUUUAAAAAGUGGGAAUUCGAUUAGUAAUUAAGGAUAGAAAGUGGACGUGCCGGAGUGGUUAUCGGGCAUGACUAGAAAUCCUACGAGUUUCCAACACAAAGUGUUACAUGAUCAAUGCGUACCUUGCAAGUAAUAAAGCAAUGCAAAUCCAUCUCCCAACUCCACCAAGUCCACGCCCACAGCAUCACCACCGGUCUCUUACCUCUCCACACAUUCCCAAUCUUAAACAACAUCCUCUCCACCCUCUCUUCCUUACUCACCACUUCUUCCAACUCCAACUCAAUAAUAACCUUCUAUGCUCUCUCCCUCUUCCAUUCCAUCCCAAACCCUAGCACAUUCUCCUUCAACACCCUCAUCAGAAUCCACACCCUCCUCCUCUCCCCUCUCCCCGCCCUCCACCUCUUCUCCACCCUCCGCCGCCUCUCCCUCCCCCCUGACUUCCACACCUUCCCCUUUGUCCUCAAAGCCUCCGCCCAACUCCAUUCCCUCUCCCUCGCCCAAUCCCUUCACUCCCAAGCCCUCAAAUUCGGUCUUUUACCCGAUUUAUUCUCACUCAACACCCUCAUAGGUGUCUACUCCAUCCACCACCGCGUCAACGAUGCCCACAAACUGUUCUACGAAUGUCCCCACGGAGAUGUCGUCUCCUACAACGCCUUGAUUCAUGGGCUCGUCAAAACCCGCCAGAUUUCCCGCGCUCGGGAACUGUUCGACGAAAUGCCCGUGAGAGAUGAAAUAUCAUGGGGCACCAUGAUAGCCGGGUAUAGUCACUUGAAACUGUGUAACCAAGCCAUUGAACUCUUUAAUGAAAUGAUGAGGUUAGAGGUUAAGCCGGAUAAUAUCGCGUUGGUGUCGGUUCUCUCUGCUUGUGCUCAGUUGGGGGAGUUAGAACAAGGUAGCAUUGUUCAUGAUUACAUUAAAAGGAAUAGGAUACGAGUUGAUUCAUAUUUGGCAACCGGGUUGGUGGACUUGUAUGCGAAAUGUGGGUGUGUUGAGACUGCGAGGGACGUGUUUGAGUCAUGCAUGGAGAAAUAUGUGUUUACGUGGAAUGCCAUGCUUGUUGGCUUCGCGAUUCACGGGGAAGGUUCGAUGGUGUUGGAGUAUUUCUCUAGAAUGGUUUCUGAGGGAGUUAAGCCUGAUGGGGUGACCUUGUUGGGGGUGUUGGUGGGGUGUAGCCAUGCGGGUUUAGUUCUCGAAGCGCGGAGGAUUUUCGAUGAGAUGGAAAAUGUUUAUGGAGUUAAACGGGAGGGAAAGCAUUAUGGGUGCAUGGCUGAUAUGUUGGCGAGGGCUGGGUUGAUUGAGGAAGGGGUGGAGAUGGUAAAAGCGAUGCCGAGUGGGGGUGAUGUGUUUGCGUGGGGAGGGUUGCUUGGAGGGUGUAGGAUUCAUGGGAAUGUUGAGGUUGCCAAGAAAGCAGCGCAGCAAGUGAUGGAGAUAAAGCCUGAAGAUGGUGGGGUGUAUUCUGUAAUGGCUAAUAUUUAUGCUCACACGGAGCAAUGGGAUGAUUUAGUCAAGGUUAGGAGAUCGUUGAGUGCUAACAAGAGGGCCAAGAAGAUUACUGGGCGUAGUUUGAUUAGGCUGAAUGACGAGGGAGUAAGGUGUAUAGAUUAAUUGGAUAUUAGGAUAGAUUUAAUUGUGAAUGAUUGUUAUUUUACAUUUAUUUUUUUGGCGAAUGGUAUAUUAUUAUCAUUAGUACUCGAGUUUUUUGCCGUGCAACCAGCUCGAGAGCUUUGUGAGAUUGGAGGCCACCAAAGACCUUUUGGUUCAUGGCAAUGCAUCACAAGAAAUCACUUGUUUCACUCGAGUAAAGUAGUUCUUGGAAGAUAUUAGGCCAAUUGUAUAUACUUUUGGAAGAUAAAAUGAUCUCUGAAUAUAUACUGUCACUUAAAUUAUUCUGUGCGUUAACUCAGGUUAAUUAAAAUUGACAUAAAGUAUCAUGUAGAUGCAUGACUUGAGUAACUUUCCUUCCACUUUCAAGUAACCUUAUUUUGGUAUCUAGAAGGUAUAAAAUUACAUUAACAAACCCUGUUACCCGGUAAAUUAUCCAAUGUCUCCCUGUUAUUCCUUACGGGGCUUCAUGAUCUUGAAAUAAUUUUAUUUUAACACUAAUUCAAUUCACUUUUACAUUUUAACACUAAUUCACUAUGAUUCAAGAAUUAAUUUAACUAUUUACUCCAUUUGAUGUAUAAAUGUAUUUUUCUUAUCCAUUAGCUAGUUCUGACUACAAACAGAGCGUGGCACUUCCGGAGGCUUCUAUGGCUACCGUGUCAACUCAAAAAACUGACAAGUGUCUUUUAGCUUCCACAUUCAGCUACGUGGCUCCGGAACCUUCUUUCUUUACCGAGACUCACAUCGCUUUCUGUACAAAUUCCAACGGAAUCAUAUUCAUCAAACAAUAUAAAUCAGUGGAACCGACAUUCAGGCCAAUACUAUCCAGACACGUAUUUUCGCUUUGGUUUUGGUUCAGUACGCAACCAUGGGGUUUUCAGGCCAAUGAGUGGUAAUUGGUUAGCAGUGUUAGAAAGAGAGUUGGAGGAAAGGCUGCGUACACAACCUCAACAGACACCAAAGAUGAAAGCGUAUGCACCUGCGGCUGAUUACGGGUACGUUCACCACCGACAACAUGGGAAGUCUGACAAGUUCAUCAAGCAAUCCUUCUUCAGGAAAGUGGCGCACGUGCAAGACCGUAGCUACCCUAACCCCAUUCUCAGAGAUGCCUAUGCUUAUACCCCUCGUGUCGAUCCCUCGCACGUGUAACUAGACAAUUAGUCUAGUUUUUGCUUUUGUUACACUGGAUAAAUAAAUAAAAUAGAACAACUCAAGUCUAUGUCUCUCUGCCUCUUCUAUGUGACUUGUGUUCUGGCUUUUAAUAUUUCAGCUUUGUGCGUAUAUGCAUAAGCGUAAUGCAAAAUAUGGGCAUUUUGUACCAUAAUGAUCUAAUUAAUUUCAAUCCCUUAA